Salarias fasciatus (jewelled blenny) is the source of this 4185-nucleotide messenger RNA. It is a transcript of the gene npdc1b, whose product is annotated as neural proliferation, differentiation and control, 1b. The record is from RefSeq and is a predicted model, not a curated record. NCBI's taxonomy places the organism in Eukaryota, Metazoa, Chordata, Actinopteri, Blenniiformes, Blenniidae. Bases 257 to 1189 code for a protein of 310 amino acids. Gene Ontology annotation, cellular component: membrane. The transcript is spliced from 9 exons.
UCCAUCGUCCGUCAGACCGUCUCUGAGCCGUCGGAGCGUCCGGAGGAGAGCUCACGCCUCGCAGCUAACAGGGCGCCCCGCGGCCGGCCCCCGCUGCCCCCACCACCGGCCCGCUCCCGCUUCUCAUCUCUGGCUUUUUCUCUCGGAGUCCUCCCGGGGAUGGGGGGAUGAUGCGCACCGACCCUCCUCUUCUUCCUCUACCUCUCGCCAACACCGCUGCUCCGAAUCCGCGCCCUCCGCCGGAGCUGUGCCCAGGAUGGGGGCUCCGCUACUCGGCCAGGCUGCGGUGCUCGCGGCCCUGCUGGCGCUGAGCACUUGCCUCACAGGAUUCCAGCAGUGUCCUCGGAGUCUGGACUGCGCCCGGGCCGGCCGGGAGUUCUGCCUGCCGGGCGGCUCCCGAUGUGGCCCCUGCCUGCGGCCCCUUGUGGAGAACUCCAGAGGGCGCUGUGUGGUUCAGAGGAGACACUCUGCUCACUCUGCUCACUCUGCGCACUCCGCUCACUCCAGUAAAGAUAAAGUGAAAAGUUAUCCCGAGCUGGACGAGGAGAUCGACUUCCUGUCGGCCGUCAUCAGCGAGCAGAGGACCCAAUCCAAGCUGCUAGCCUCUGAGGAACCCAAACAGCCCGACUCCGCCCCCAGAGCGCCUCCAACAGAGCAGAGCGCCAAUCAGAGCGUGGCUCCGCCCACCACCAUCACUACCGCCGCCCCCACCGCCACAAACCACACCCCCACUCUGCUGAGGGACCCCGUCAUCGUGCCCUACCCCUCCAACGACCACGCCUUCAUCGUCCUGAGCAGCGUGUUCAUCGUGGCCGGGUCGCUGGCUCUGCUCGCCGCCGGAGCCUGCUGGGUCAGAUUACAGAAAGGAGUGCGUCUCACUCAGAAAGUGGACUACCCUGCUUACGGACUGAUGAAGGCUCAAACCUUCGACAGCAUGCCUGGGGACAAGAAGCUGGCCCACAGUGCUCAGAUGUACCACUACCAGCACCAGAAGCAGCAGAUGCUCUCUCUGGAGAAACACAGAGACGAGCCAAAGGUUCCCGACUCUGGAGCAUCAACGGACGAGGAGAACGAGGACGGAGACUUCACGGUGUACGAGUGUCCCGGUCUGGCCCCGACGGGUGAAAUGGAGGUGAAGAACCCGCUGUUCGACGACUCCACGCUUUACCUGCAGAGAUUCCACAAGUAAACCCGGGACGGUUUUCACAUAAGGAAUGCAGCGCAGUUUGACCUGUGCUCGAAGUCCAACUCUUAUUGUUGGACCGGGGAUGGACAUUUGACGGAUCAGAGCACUGGCUUCCUGUCUGAAGUAGGACUGAAUCUGGGACCAAAGUCUCCCAUCUUUUUGUUUUUCUGUUGUUUUUUUUCUUCUCAUUAUUGUAGCUUUGAGUACUUCACAGUGAAGUACUGCGCUGUACGCUAAAAGAGGACUCUGGUUUAUUUUUUCCCGUGGCUCAGCUGGCGAAGCUAACUCAACAACAUCUCAUUCAGACCGCUAAUGAUAUGUAGCAUUAGCAUUGUUCCCAGAAUCUUGGUAAACAAGACAUUUUAAAAAGAAUUGGGCAGAUAAAAACUGUUCAGACCAAAAGUAAAUUGUAUAUUUUGUUUGUCAUCGGGGAUGGGCAUUCCCAAUGCUAGUUAGCAUUAGCAGCUCUCUUGCAGACUAUUGAAAAUGUAAAGAGAAACAGCAGUUUGUGUAAUGUUCAGCUUCUUCAUAUUGUGAUUAAGAGUUCCCUCAAGCUAGCAAGAUCUACGUGGCUAGUUAGCAUGAAACACUGUUUCAGGAAGCUUAAAAAACAAACAAAAAACACGUGCCUUCACUUAUGUAGCGGAUUUCCCCGUGCUUUAGCGUUCUCGAAGCGUUUCACACAAUCAGCGACAUUCGCAGAUGCACAUCUGGAGCGUCAACAGGGGAACAAAUCCUUAUUGUCAGAAGUGUUUUCAUGGACUAUCUUCAGUCUGCUGUCUCAAAUAGAGAUCUCUAAUGCUAGUUAGCGUUAGCAUCCUCCUGCUUAUUGGUCUAAGACAGUAGGAGUUGUCUUUAUAAAAAGAUCUUAUUUUGUUUGUGUUGAGAAUCAGUGAGAUUAAAAGAUGGAUUAACGUUCCAGGCACGUUAUUAAGGAACUUUUACUUGACAGAGUUGAACAAGCAUUAUCCGAGCCCAAACAUCCCCCUAAACAGGGUGGAAUAAACCAGAAUUCCUCUUGUUUUCUUUUGCCUUUGAGCUAUGAUCAAACUUUUCCCAUUUCUGUAUUUAUGAGUAAACCAUAACCCUCCUGGGUUGGGCUCUCAGAGCAGGCAGUGGUUUUAUUUCAGUAUUUGUUUUAAAUGAGGUUUUAAACAUGAGCUCUGCGCAGCACCGUGAUCUGUAUCCGUACGUUCUGUAGCCUUUGUGUUCUCAGUCUAGUUCUUCUAUGCAUGAAGUGAUGACGCUUUGUACGAAACCCGACCGUCAAUAUGCAUUUAUACUUCUGACAAGUUUCUUCUGCAAACUUGGUAACGACCAUUAUACGGAUCUAUAGGAAUAUAUCUAUAUAUAUAUGAUAGAACUUGAAUGAUUUCAAAGGAAUUUGAAACUUCUUUAUCUGAACUCUGAAACAGAGAACCCAGCCUGUACAUACAGUACCUGACUAACAUGGCUUGUCCCCAUGGUUUUGUGACGUGUAAAUAGCUGCUACUGCGUACAGCAGACGAGAUCCGACCUCUCACUCUGCGUGUUCCUUCACCGUUCUCUCGGUUCUUUCUUUAUAUUUGCACACGCUUUGUGAAGUCCAUGCUGUAACCCUUUAUAAGGUACUCACUCAAAUACUCUCCAUGCCCACACAAUCUAGAACUCUGAAAGAUUCUGGACCUCUGACACAUCAUUCAACUCUCACAUGUUAUACCACUCUGGGAUUGUACUUGAAUUCUGACAUUGACUAGAACUAUCACACGUUCUAGAACACACAGACUUUAGAAAACUCUGAUGGUCUAAAACACACAUUGUAGAACUCUGACACAUCCUAGAACUAUCACGAAUCUCCCAGACAUUCUAGAGGUCAAACAAAUCUGGCAUUGUAGAUCUCUCACUGAUUCAAGAAUUCUGGAAGAAUCGUGAUGUAAUCUGGAAUGAUCACAUCCUGGAACUGUCACAGACAUUAAAUUCUAGAAGUAUGACAAAUGCUCAAAUGCUCAACACAUCGUUAAAUUCUGAAAAGUUCUAGAAUCCUGACAUGUUCUACAGCUCCACAUAUUCUAUAGUGCUGGAGACGUUUGAGAGAUCUGACGCAUUAUAGAACUCUUAGACAUUCUAGAAGUCUUGACACUUUGUAUUCCUUGUUCGUUCCUGCGUUCCAGGUCUGAUUGUCUUCUUUCGGGAGCCAGUCACACUAACGUACGUACAGGACACACCUACUGCACACACACCACGGGCGUCUGGCAGGGUGUUUGAGACUGCUGAAAACACGUAAUUGUUUGAACAACCGCUCUGAAGGCGGGUAGCCACUCACAGUGAGAUGUCGGUCUGCAAAGUCCGGAACAGCGCUGACAUGGACACAACGAGCUCCUCCAUCGUUGGCUUCUAUAUGGAGUGGCCGUUGAGUUAACUACAUAUGACGUAGUGAAGUGGCUCCCAGUUGGCUCCUAGCACACGGUUCUUAGGAGUUGCUACGUCGGAAUCGGCUUAGCUCCAGCGCUGAACUAGCUACCUGGAAAAAGGGUUUGUGUGCCCUGAGUGUGCCCUGCUGUCUGUCCAUCAGGCUCCAACAUGUGGCCUCUUACUGUCCUCUCAGGAAGGUCGCUCCACUGCGGCUCCUCCACCAGACCUGCUCAGAUCAGACGGACUCCAUACUGUGUGAGAAGGAAGCAGGCCUGAGACUGUUGACUGUGUGCCGAGUUCAACGAACAAACUGACUGUUGGGCGUUUGAAACACAUCUCAUCUUUGACUUUUUUAAUGUUAUGUAGCUCUGCUGCUUUUCUUCCUGUCUGUAGACACACACACACCUCUAUGCUCAUCCUCCAUGAUGACGAUGAUGAUGAUGAUGGUUGAUCUCCUCACUACCUAUAAACUCGCUGACCUUUGAUACUGACUGUUUUCACACUCAAUGUUCGGAGCUCUUUACACACGUGUUGACCACCAUGUUUAGCAUGCAUGUGGAUAUAGCAGAGCUGAAAAGAAACCAAUAAAUAUUUCUAUAAUCUGAAGU